AUGGCACCGGCAAGCAAGAAGUUGGUGACGCCCCUAGCAAGGAACGAUGUGCUUACCUCGAGUGCCGGUGCCUUCCAUUUCUGGUUGCAGCGGCAGCUUGGAGCAGGGGCCUGUCGGGAAGCCGGAAACAGUGCAGAUCUUCGUUUGGUCAAAACCUAUAUCGAACUUGGUUUACCAGGAACCCAAAUUGAGUUCCUUAUGUCAGAGAGGAAUCAGAAUGACACAUUUGCAGACUUUGAAUACAUGACAGAUCGACUUCUGGAUGAGAUAAUACAGUACAUUCAAAUUUACAACCUUACAGUUUCCAAAAUCAGUUUCAUAGGGCACUCUUUAGGUAACUUGAUUAUUCGAUCUGUUCUUACAAGACAAAGGUUUAAAUUUUAUUUGAACAAACUGCACACUUUCCUUUCUCUGUCUGGGCCUCACCUGGGGACAUUAUACAACAGUAGCACACUCGUUAAUACAGGACUCUGGUUUAUGCAGAAGUGGAAGAAGUCUGGAUCACUGCUUCAACUGACGUGUCGAGAUCAUUCUGAUCCUCGCCAAACUUUUCUGUAUAAGCUGAGCAAAAAAGCAGGUCUCCAUUACUUCAAAAAUGUGAUAUUAAUUGGCUCACUACAAGAUCGUUACGUUCCCUACCAUUCUGCUCGAAUUGAAAUAUGUAAAACUGCUUUAAAGGAUAAACAAUCAGGACCAAUAUAUGCCGAGAUGGUCCAAAAUCUUCUAACACCGGUGCUUGAAAAUAAAGAAUGUAAUUUGGUUCGAUAUGAUGUCAUCCAUGCAUUGCCCAGCACCGCUAAUUCAUUAAUAGGACGAGCAGCUCAUAUUGCAGUUCUCGAUUCUGAAAUAUUUUUGGAGAAGUUUUUUCUGGUUGCAGGCCUUAAGUACUUUCAGUGAGAAUGGGUGCCAUAGACUCUUACCUGUUUAUUUAAGGAAACAUACUUGUAUAACGUUGUCUCUCCCUAAAAAAAUUUAACUGUUUACUUGUUUCCAAUACGAAAACGUAUAAACGUUGGGUUCUCAGAGAUAGUUAAAAGAUCUCAAUACGUUUAUGCCUGUUGUUCUGUGCUGUGCGAUACCAGUUUUAUAUUUUUAUCUACCUUAUGUACUUUUUUUUUCCAGUUCAGUUGUUCUGUGUUUUUGAGAAGUUUUAUUCUGCAUUUUUAAGUAUCAGUUAACAAUUGAAAUGAUCAGGGUGCACUGACAUAACUUUACUUUAUAAAUUUAUAGAGUAAACAUCCAUUAGUAAAUUAGAGAUAAUGUUAGUUUAAUUCUUGACUUCCAAAGAAUUCGUUUUCAUAAUUUAAUUAGGACCCUGUUGUAUGUAACACUUUUAGCAUGGACUUUGGCAACUGGAAACCCUUUUAAGACGCUGCUAUAUAUUUAUACAUUUUUAACAUUGCUCAGCCUGUAGGAAAUCUACAGAUCUGAUCUUCAUUUCAUGCAAUCUUUAUGAGAAGACCAAAUACUGUUGUAUACAUGCAUACGUUGUCUCACUAUCAAAUUUUAAACUAGUUCAUAAAUGUCUUCUAUACAUUUUUAUACAGAAAAUAUCUUGUUGCAGCUCUUAACAAUACCUGUGGAACAUGCUAUUUUUUCUACUGCUGAAGUGGAAAGACCUUUUGCUACGGAACUUUUAGAACUGAAGAAACUAUUUUCACAUCUUCACACACUUUAUAUGUAAUAUAAAACUUCUGACCGUCUUACUACUAGUCUGAUGACCUUGAUUUACAAUGAUUGUAUAGGAGUUUAUACCAUGGUGCAGUACAGUGACCCCAGCAUACACAAGACAUUUAAAAUCAACCCAUUUACAUUCUGAGAGAGUUGUGGUGAAGAGCCAAUAUUCUCAAACUCCUGUUUAAUGAACAGUCAAUUGAUCUCUCUGUUUAAGUAAAUGUCAUAUAAAAAUAUGUUGACAUAUAAGGAUCUCAACAUAGUUAACCCUUGUUAUUAUUUUUGAAAACCACAUGAAAAAUGUGCUACAGGAGAGGCCAUUUUAUGUGGCUGCUCUGAAUGGUGAGCUAGAAGCACUCCAUGUGAUAGCACAGGCUAUGAUGCAUCAGUGUUGUACUGAUUUUUACAAGACUGACAUAGAAAAUUAUACAGAAAAUUACUGCAUUCAUUUUUGAAAUGUUUGAGAUAAUUAGGCAUUUUACUCUAAUUUGUAAGCUCUUAAAUAGAGGAAACAUUUCCAAUUUUAAUUUAUUUAUUCUUGGUGGUUUGAUUAACAGUGAGCAUAUUAUGUGUUGUUUAUGGGUUACUAGUGCAUAUCUAACUUCUAACAAACAGAGAAGGAAAGAACACAUAUUGUUGUCAUAUGCUUUUAAUAAAUUCAUAAUUUAUGUUGUAAAAUUCAAACUACGUGGUGCAUGUAUCAUCUGUUUGUAGCCUUGUUUUUCAACCUGCAACCUCAUACUGUGGCCAGGAAACAUCACUAUAUAAAUGACAGUUCUAAUAAACCUAUUGUAUAUGUUAUACCAUAA
This is a messenger RNA of Stegostoma tigrinum, 2483 nucleotides long. Its product is annotated as protein FAM135A-like. The record is from RefSeq and is a predicted model, not a curated record. The transcript has 8 exons. The coding region runs from base 1 to 897 and encodes 298 amino acids. Lineage: Eukaryota; Metazoa; Chordata; Chondrichthyes; Orectolobiformes; Stegostomatidae.